Messenger RNA from Cercopithifilaria johnstoni, 798 nucleotides. The record is from the annotation of a GenBank genome assembly. NCBI's taxonomy places the organism in Eukaryota, Metazoa, Nematoda, Chromadorea, Rhabditida, Onchocercidae.
AUGCUUCAUGUUACUGAUUUUACAACGAUUUAUUUACUGACUUUGAUCGCCUUAACAAUGUGUACAUCACGUCAACGAAAUAUUUUUGAAAGAAGUCACAUUGUGCAAACGAAUAUUCAAAAGGGUGUGAAAACACUGAAUGAUGAUGAUCUUAAUGCAGAGCAUUUAACUGAAGCGCCCUAUUUGCAUUUUACUAAAACACCAAAAGAAGUUGAAAUAUCUGAAGGAAAUGAACUUGUGUUGAAAUGUGAAGCGAUUGGCAUUCCACCACCAGUCAUCGAAUGGGCACGUAACGAUAAUUUGAUUCAUGCCAUGGAGGAAAGUAAUGGUGCCGAAAAACUGCAUAAUGCUGGUCUUAGUACCACACAGUAUGGUGUAACUGUAUCCAAGAUGGUCGUUCCGUGUAUCAAAACCAAAAAUGCAGCUAAAUACAAAUGUUUAGCGAGUAAUGGUUAUCAGAAACUGGAAAGUGGAACUAUUGUUGUUGAAGGGAAUGUGAAAUGCUCGCAAAAACAUUCACCACCAAUAAUAAACAUGUGGACAGACAGCCGCUUCGAAAGAUCUGGUGCAACAGUGCAGCUAUUUUGUCGAGUUUAUGAAACUCCGCGACCAAAUAUCACUUGGUACAAUGAGGAAAAUUCUAAACUUAACGAUGUGAAGAAAUACAAAAUAUUGUCAAAUGGCGAUUUGAUUAUCUAUGAUACGCAAUGGGAAGAUUUGGGAGUAUACGUCUGCAUUGCUAGCAAUAAAUACGGCCAAGAUCGUAUUACAGCAUUCUUUUAUCCUACGGAACCGUAA